AUGCCACAAGUUGCUAAAUGAUGGAGAAUUCUCUGGGGAAAUACAAGUCCACGUUUGCCACCUUUUUAUACUCUUCUGUCAGAUGUUGAGAGGGAUGAGGUCAUCCUGCAGAGGAAGCAGAAGCAGACUGACUAUGGAAAGAACACUGUGGGCUACCAGCUCUUCCUUCAGCAAGUCCCCAGGGGAGAGAGGCAACCAGGGGUUCAUCCUCAUACUCCAAACAAGUGCAAGAAAUAUAGCUGCCACUCUUGAGACAUGCAGAUCAAGCUGUGGAGAUAAGCUCUGCGUGCCUGGGACCCUUGUAACAGGCAUCCUGCUCAAGAUGGACAAGGACUUCUGGAAGACACUUCUGUCCAUUGUCCUAGGUGCCUAUUCAGUGCUAUACAAGAAAGAUGCCCUUUGAGGGAAGGGAGAAUGGGGGAAGUGUAG
This is a messenger RNA of Pygoscelis adeliae (Adelie penguin), 429 nucleotides long. RefSeq names its product oocyte-specific histone RNA stem-loop-binding protein 2-like. Gene Ontology annotation, cellular component: histone pre-mRNA 3'end processing complex; cytoplasm. NCBI's taxonomy places the organism in Eukaryota, Metazoa, Chordata, Aves, Sphenisciformes, Spheniscidae. Gene Ontology annotation, molecular function: histone pre-mRNA stem-loop binding; mRNA binding. Gene Ontology annotation, biological process: mRNA 3'-end processing by stem-loop binding and cleavage; mRNA transport. The transcript is spliced from 3 exons. The record is from RefSeq and is a predicted model, not a curated record.